AGGAGUGUUUCUGGGGGAUGGCAUGGGGCAUCGUGCCCUGCGGUGUUGGCACCAGGAGUGUUUUGGUCCCCAGGGGCUGUGUGAUGCCUCUGAGCACAGACAGGUGCGGGGGGGGCUGCAGGGCCCCCACCCUCUGCCUCCUCCCAUGCUCACAGCUCUGCUCGGGGGGGGUCAGCCCCCAUCCAGCCAGGCGGUGUCAGGGCACGGGGGCGGCUCCGAUGGGACGCCGACAGGUCCCCAUCCCGCUUCCUCAUCCAGCGGGUGGCUUCCCACCCCCUGGAACCACAUCUGAUGCUGGAGGGCUGCAGGCAGACGCAUCAUCCAGGACACCCCCAGCACCAUGAUAAGGGUGGCGAGAGCGUUGAUCUCAGGAUAAAUCCUCCCGGCACAUCCCCCCCAGCCCCAGGACCCCAUCGCACCGGGGCCCGGCCGUGCUCCCUGCCCUGCUGAGCUUGCGCCCGCGCAGCCCCGCUGCCGGCUCGCUGCGGAGCAGCCAUCUUCCCCGAGCAUCCCUUCCCCCUCCGCCGGCGCGGGGGUGCCCGCAGCGGGAGGGAUGCUGAGGAUGCUGCGCUCCCCCCGUCCCCUCGCCCCCCGUGGGCGCCCCGCAGGGGGGCACGCUGCCCCCGUCCCCACCCCGCUUGCCGCAGAGCCGCAGCCGCUGGGCGCUGCUCCCCGCUGCUCCCCUCCGCUGGGCUGGGGGGAGAAGGGGGCCGCCAGCGCGGGCGGCGAUGCCACCACCACCGAUGCCACCUCCUCCCCGCUCGGGAGCCGGGGGGGGACAGCGGGCACGCAGGCAGCGGAGCCGGGAGGAAGGCGGCGAUGCCAGGGCUCGGGCAACUUUCUGCCAUGUGAUCCCACGCCCGGCUCCAGCCCUCGCCGCCCCCAGGCAGGCGCGGGCGUCUCCGCAGAGCCCCCCGCUCGCCGCCGCGGCCCCAGCCAUGGGCGAGAGAUGCGACUACCAGCGCCUGAGCAGCGCCGAGGAGGAGGAGGAGAUGCCCGGCCCCCUGCCCCACAGCCUCUCGGACAGCACCGGGCUGCGAGCCCCGCGGCCGGGCGGUGGGCACCACGGGCGGCCCCCCCAGCAGGACGUCACCCUGGGCAUGCCAUGCCGGCGGAAGCUGAGCUGUAGCAUGCAGUCGGAGGAGGGCACGGACUGGCUGCUGGAGCUGCUCACCGAGCUGCAGCUGCAGCAGUACUUCCUGCGCAUCCGGGACGAGCUCAACGUCACCCGCCUCUCCCACUUCGAGUACGUCAAAAAUGAGGAUCUGGAGAAGAUCGGCAUGGGGCGCCCCGGCCAGCGGCGGCUGUGGGAGGCGGUGAAGCGGAGGAAAGCCAUGUGCAAGAGGAAAUCCUGGAUGAGCAAGGUGUUCAGCGGCAAGCGCCCCGAGUCGGAGCUGCCCCCCCAGCCCCAGAGCACCUUCCGCAAGCCGCCCACGCCGCCCCCCCCCGGACACCGGGGGCCGCACUCGCUGACCUGCCUGAUCCGGGAGCGGGACCUGUCGCUCUUCGAGAAGCUGGGCGAUGGCUCCUUCGGCGUCGUGCGCCGCGGCGAGUGGUGCACGCCCGCCGGCAAGACGCUCAACGUGGCCGUGAAGUGCCUCAAGACGGACGUGCUGAGCCAGCCGGAGGUGCUGGACGACUUCAUCCGCGAGGUGAACGCCAUGCACUCCCUGGACCACAAGAACCUCAUCCGCCUCUACGGCGUGGUGCUCUCCCACCCCAUGAAGAUGGUGACAGAGCUGGCCCCGCUGGGCUCCCUGCUGGACCGUCUGCGGAAGAACCAGGGCCACUUCCUCAUCUCCACGCUGUGCCAGUACGCCAUCCAGGUGGCCAAGGGCAUGGCCUACCUGGAGUCCAAGCGCUUCAUCCACCGCGACCUGGCCGCCCGCAACAUCCUGCUGGCCUCCAACGAGCAGGUCAAGAUCGGGGACUUCGGGCUCAUGCGGGCCCUGCCCAAAAACGACGACCACUACGUGAUGCAGGAGCACCGCAAGGUGCCCUUCGCCUGGUGUGCUCCCGAGAGCCUCAAGACGCGCACCUUCUCCCACGCCAGCGACACCUGGAUGUUCGGGGUGACGCUCUGGGAGAUGUUCACCUACGGGCAGGAGCCCUGGAUCGGCCUCAACGGCAGCCAGAUCCUGCACAAGAUCGACAAGGAGGGCGAGCGGCUGCCGCGGCCCGAGGACUGUCCCCAGGACGUCUACAACGUCAUGCUGCAGUGCUGGGCGCACAAACCCGAGGACCGGCCGACCUUCGUGGCCCUGCGGGACUUCCUGAUGGAGGCCCAGCCCACCGACAUGAGGGCCCUGCAGGACUUCGAGGAGCCCGACAAGCUGCACAUCCAGAUGAACGAUAUCAUCACCGUCAUCGAGGGCAGGGCCGAGAAUUACUGGUGGCGGGGUCAGAAUAAGCGGACCCUAAAAGUGGGCCAGUUCCCCCGAAACACGGUGACCUCGGUGGCGGGGCUGUCGGCCCACGACAUCAGCCAGCCGCUUAAAAACAGCUUCAUCCACACAGGCCAUGGAGACACCAACCCGCAGCAGUGCUGGGGGUUUCCCGAUAAAAUUGAUGAGCUGUACCUGGGAAAUCCCAUGGACCCUCCUGACAUUUUAGGUGUGGACCUGACUGCUGCCAGACCCACCCAGCUUCCAGGAAGGGCUAAAAGGCAGCCGCCUCCGCGCCCGCCUCAGCCUUCAAUCCUGCUUACGAAGCCCUCCUACGACCCGGUCAGCGAGGAGGACGAGGGCCUGUCGUCUGGCUUCCGAAAACUCUGCCUGAAGAAGCCGGGCCCGGGGAAGGGUCUGCGGCUGGCCAAGCCCUCUGCCCGCGUGCCGGGCACCAAGGUGGGCGAGCGGCAGCCCGGCCGGCCACCCAACGAGGGACCGGCGAGCGGCGAGGUGACCCUCAUCGACUUCGGGGAGGAGGUGCCCCCCGCCAGCCCCUCGCCCGUGGGGGAGCUGACGGCCCCCUCCCUCGCCAAGCUGGCCAUGGAGGCCUUCUCGCUGCUGGACAAGACCCCCCCGCAGAGCCCCACGCGAGCCCUGCCCCGACCCCUCCACCCCACGCCGGUGGUGGACUGGGACGCACGGCCCUUGCCCCCGCCGCCCGCCUACGACGACGUGGCGCAGGACGAGGACGACUUCGAGGUGUGCUCCAUCAACAGCCCCCCCCGGGCGAGGGGCAGCCGAGCCGGGCUGCCCAGGGCACGCGAGCGGGGCGAGACCAACUACGGCUUCGUGGACGAGGGCGAGCGGGCGGCGGGGCUGGAGGACAACCUCUUCCUGCCCCCCAAGGAGGCCAAGCAGCCCAGCCUGACGCAGACCACCGAGAUCUUCGAGGAGCUGCAGCAGGAGUGCAUGAAGAGGUUCAACGUGCCCCGGGGGCCGGCCGCCUGCCCGGCAGAUGACAAACCCCAAAUCCCACCCCGCGUCCCCAUCCCGCCCCGGCCCCUGCGCCGCAACGAGCCCGGGCGCUGGUCGGGGGAGCUGUCCCCAGCCUCGGGGGGCGAGGAGGACCGUCCCCCCAGAUCCCCCCCCCGGGACCCGCUGUCGCAGCCCACCUCGCGGACCCCCAGCCCCAUGGCCCUGCAGGUGGGCUCCCCCCAGCAGCGCGGCGCCCUCUGCUCCUGCCUCUCCACCUCGCCGGGGAAACCCAUGCCCACCACGCAGAGCUUCGCCCUCGACCCCAAAUACGCCACCCCCAAGGUGAUCCAGGCGCAGGGCAAGGACUGCUCCAAGGGGCCCUGCAUCCUGCCCAUCGUGAAGGACGGGCAGAAGGUCAGCAGCACCCACUACUACCUGCUGCCCGAGCGCCCUGCCUACCUGGACAAGUACGAGAAGUUUUUCAAGGAGGCCAAAAGCCCCGAGGAGGCGCCGGCGUCCCGCGUGGUCACCACGGCCACCGUCCGGCCCAUGGUGCAGCAGCAGCCGGACUACAAGGCCAACUUCUCCUCCAACAACAGCAACCUCGGGCCCAAGUGCCUGGUGAAAGCCUCCUGCAGCCUCCAGAAGAUUGUCUAUGAUGGGCCGGAUGGCUACCGCCCCUCCGAGAAGAUCCGGCUGGUGCAGGACAUGGUGCACGGCGUCACCACGGAGGAGUGCCAGGCGGCCCUGCAGAACCACGGCUGGAACGUCCAACGGGCCAUCCAGUACCUGAAGGUGGAGCAGCUCUUCUGCCUGGGGCUGAAGUCCCGCGUGGAGUGCCACCGGGUGCUGGAGAUGUUCGACUGGAACCUGGCGCAGGCCAGCUCCCACCUCCUCGACCCCUGCGGCUCCUCCCGGCAGAAGCGGUGACAGCGGGGACCAGGCGAGCUGCGUUGGAUCCGGAGCAGGCGCCCGGCCGCGGGGCCGCCGCGCAGUGCCCACCCCGAUCCGCACCACCCGCUGCUGGACUCUGCACUGAGCCCCACCUGGGGGACGGGGGCACCCCAGAAAAGGGUCUGGGAAGACCCCAGCCCCUGUGCCAGGCUGCCUGCGCCCUGGCUUGAGAGAUGAGCUCCGUCCCCUGGCCUGUUGUUGAAUUGUUUUUUGUAAAGAGAAAUGUAAUUUUAAUAUAUAUAUUAUAUAUAUAUUAUAUAUAUAUAUAAAAUAUUCUAUGGAGAGGA
Oxyura jamaicensis (ruddy duck) is the source of this 4603-nucleotide messenger RNA. RefSeq names its product activated CDC42 kinase 1-like. Gene Ontology annotation, cellular component: extrinsic component of cytoplasmic side of plasma membrane. Gene Ontology annotation, molecular function: protein serine/threonine/tyrosine kinase activity; protein tyrosine kinase activity; protein binding. The record is from RefSeq and is a predicted model, not a curated record. NCBI's taxonomy places the organism in Eukaryota, Metazoa, Chordata, Aves, Anseriformes, Anatidae. Gene Ontology annotation, biological process: signal transduction; protein phosphorylation; negative regulation of epidermal growth factor receptor signaling pathway.